AUGACUAAACGAUCGACAAAAGGUCGUUUGAAUGAUGGCGGCAAAAAGUUACGUUUAGCAAGGCGAACAACAACAACAACGACAGUGUCACCAAUUGCUUGCCUUCUGGAAUGGGAUUCUGCUGAAUGCCAAAUUUUUCAUCUCAAACGACCAUUGUUUGCACCAAAUUUGGCAUAUUCGAAAAACAAAUAUGGCUUGAUUACGCCAGUUUUGCCAAUAUCACAAAUAGCUGAGGAGAGUGUCGAAUCAAAAUCAUUACCAAUAGCAUUGUUGACUACAUCUGAAACGAUUGCAACAACAACAACAGCUAAAACAGUUACUUCAACCGGAAUUACGAUAGCACAACUGGAACAACCUGAGAAUUUGGCUCAGGAACAGGAAUAUCAUCAAGCUACAGUAAACGGUGAGUUCACUGAGCGCACUCACACGUUUCUUUCUACCACAAUUAUCACCACUACUACUACUACUACUACUAUUACUACUACUAUCAUCACUACUGCUACAACACAUAUCAGCACCACUACAACCAUCAUUGAUACCUCAACUUUUAGCCUUUUUCAAAAACAUGAUAUCAAUGAUGGCAUAUUUGCUAUUCCCAAGACAAAUAGUAACCGUAAAGUGCUGACACCAUCAUUGUUCCGUUUUGAUAUCGAUGAGGAUAACGAUAAUGACGAUGAUGACGACGACGAUCGUUUUGCAUUCUUCUGGCCAACUGUUUCACCUUUUCAAACGCAAACUGCAAUUAUUUCCUCUCCUCAGAUAAAAAAUCUGGAAACAUUGUCACCGGUGACAUUCCGUAUAAUUCCUGCAAACACUUUUCAUUGGAGUGAUAGCACAACAGAAGGUUCUUUUCAGAGUUUAACAAUGCAAGAAGGUUAUAGGUCAAACGAGGACAAAUACGGGAAACUCGUCAAUCCUACAUCGGCUACGAACACGCACCUUUUAUCACUAAUAACUCGGAAUAACAUUAGCCAGCAUGAGUAUGGGAGCUAUACCGAUGAUUAUUCUGGGUAUCAUUAUCGUUCUGAUAAAAUAUCAGAGUACAAUAGCAGCUAUCAGGACGGCAAGCAUAAACAUGGUUAUCCGAACAACAAUCGGAGCUAUUUUCGGCACCAUCGCACUAAUCCAGAAUGUAACAAUUAUCCCAAUGCUAAUUACUCUAAUUGUCGUGAUGCUACUAUAAUUAGCACUUUUCCAACAUCAUUGUCACCUCGUGUUUCAUUUGCUUCUAGUGCACCACUAUCUUCCUCCAAUAUGACCACCAAAAUUAUGCAAAUUUCUAGUGCUAUGUCGCAGCAAUCUAAUCGAAAUUAUUUUGAAGAUUUAUGGAACGAUAUUGCUGGACCACCAGCUGUUAUCAUAGAUAGCGAUCAGAAAGAAUCGAGAAAUAAAGGAACAACGACAAUAUCUCCUACUUUUACCAAUAUCAUUAAUAGUAAUCUAUCAACCAGACCUUUAACCUUUGCCACCUUAUAUACGCAACAGUCAACACAACAAUCUGUAUCAUUACAUGAUAAGACAACGCCUCGUAUUGAUAAAAGUUUGACGUCAACUGCGCCAAAAAUAACAACUUUUUUGCUGAAUAUUUCAACUAAAUCGUCAUUAGUAAAUGACAAUGCAAAAGAGGAAAAGAAAGAAUUAAAAAGGCCAAAAGCUAAGAAUUGGGGUGUUAAUCAUCACAAAUCACAACAAUUACUCACUGUACCCACCGUAUCAUCAUCAUCUACCAUUAGACAUCGUAUUCGUACAACAUUGGUAAGCCAUACCAUUUAUGCAGUCAGACCAACUACUCCUAUGGGUGAACAUAUCACGGAUACAGUCAAGGCUCCUGCUACGCCAACAGAUUUCCCACGUACGGCACUAAUUUCAAUAGCAUCAUUAUCCGUUAUCAUUAUCAUUGCCAUCGUUGUUUUCUGUGUUUUCAGAUGCAGGCAAAGUGGUCCAUCAACAGAUCAGUAUCCAAUGGUUUGUAGCGGUAAACAAUCCGGUUAUGCUCCAAUACCGGCCGAAUUGUCACCACCAUUAAUGCGCGAAUCAUCUCGACAAAAUGCUGGUCCAUUCUUUCAUAAUCGAGUAAAUCAACUUGAUGGUUAUCAACCAAUCAAAGGUGCUGUAAUACCGAAUGGAAAUAAUUUGAUGACGAGUAAUAUCAAAGGUAAUUGUGCAUCAGCCAUUAAUGGUAGGAAGAAAGAAUUUAAGGAAUGGUAUGUUUAGCUGUGAUCUGAU
Messenger RNA from Loa loa (African eye worm), 2226 nucleotides. RefSeq lists its product as hypothetical. The coding region runs from base 1 to 2214 and encodes 737 amino acids. NCBI's taxonomy places the organism in Eukaryota, Metazoa, Nematoda, Chromadorea, Rhabditida, Onchocercidae. The transcript has 5 exons. The record is from RefSeq and is a predicted model, not a curated record.